Molecule: messenger RNA, 5326 nt
Organism: Leopardus geoffroyi (Geoffroy's cat)
Lineage: Eukaryota; Metazoa; Chordata; Mammalia; Carnivora; Felidae
Gene: PPFIBP1
Product: PPFIA binding protein 1
Exons: 32
Coding region: 569-3583 (1004 amino acids)
Biological process (GO): neuromuscular junction development
Cellular component (GO): presynaptic active zone
Molecular function (GO): protein binding
Source: RefSeq, a predicted model, not a curated record
UGAUGUCAGCUCCUAGCUCUGUGCCUGCCCGGAUUCCUGACAUGGUGUAGGGCCGAGAGGGUGGGGAAGGCGGGAGCGGGACGGGAAAGGGUUCGGGCUGGGAGCCUGCGGCGGGGCCACCGUGCUGGGGCUUUGAACUCGGACGGAAGGUGAACCAGAACUUUUGGAACUGGCGCCGGCGGCUCUCCACUCCCCAGGCCCAACUGAGGCAGUUCAGGAAGCUCUUGUUGCCGAGAGCCUGCGUGGAAACUCAGCCCUCAAACUCUGCUGGAAGCAGUAUAGAAGAAUUUUAUGGAUCAGUUUGCUAAGAAGUACAUGGAAAAUUUGAAGAGCUGAAGAAAAAAAAUCACUAUUAAACUUGCUUUUAAAAAUUCAGCUCUUUAUGGAAAUAAAUUAUGAAGGAAAGUGCACAAAUCAUAAGUGGAUGGCUUGAGGGAAUAAUUGUCACAAAAUGGACACACCUUUGCAACAGCACCCAGAUUAACAGAAAAUUGCCGGCACCCCAGAACCCUCCUCUUCUAAUGUUCCUGGAGCUCUAGGUUGGAAUUUGCCCUUGACAGAUAACAACAUGAUGAGUGAUGCAAGUGACAUGCUGGCUGCGGCGCUGGAGCAGAUGGACGGGAUUAUAGCAGGUUCUAAGGCCUUGGAAUAUUCCAAUGGAAUUUUUGAUUGCCAGUCUCCCACCUCCCCGUUCAUGGGAAGCCUGCGAGCUCUGCACCUUGUAGAAGACCUGCGUGGGUUGUUAGAGAUGAUGGACACAGAUGAGAAGGAAGGUUUGAGGUGCCAGAUCCCAGAUUCAACAGCGGAAACACUCGUCGAAUGGCUUCAGAGUCAAAUGACAAAUGGACACCUGCCUGGGAAUGGAGAGGUGUAUCAAGAAAGGCUAGCCCGUUUAGAAAAUGAUAAAGAAUCUCUCGUUCUUCAGGUAAGUGUGUUAACAGACCAGGUAGAGGCUCAGGGAGAGAAGAUUCGAGAUUUGGAGUUUUGUCUUGAAGAGCACAGGGAGAAGCUGAACGCCACAGAAGAAAUGCUGCAGCAGGAGCUUCUGAGUAGGACAUCCUUAGAGACUCAGAAGUUGGAUCUGAUGGCUGAAAUCUCUAACUUGAAGCUAAAACUGACGGCUGUAGAGAAGGACAGAUUGGACUAUGAAGACAGGUUCAGAGACACAGAGGGGCUAAUGCAAGAGAUCAAUGAUUUGAGGUUAAGAGUCAGUGAAAUGGACAAUGAAAGACUUCAGUAUGAAAAAAAGCUGAAGUCAACCAAAGAUGAACUGGCAUCUUUAAAAGAACAGCUAGAAGAGAAGGAAUCUGAAGUAAAAAGGCUACAAGAAAAAUUGGUGUGCAAGAUGAAAGGAGAAGGGAUGGAAAUUCUUGAUCGAGAUGAAAAUUUUAAAAAGAAGCUCAAAGACAAAAAUAUUGAAGUACAAAAAAUGAAAAAGGCUAUGGAGUCUUUGAUGGCAGCAAAUGAAGAAAAGGAUCGGAAAAUAGAAGAUCUUCGCCAGUGCCUGAACAGGUACAAGAAAAUGCAAGAUACGGUGGUACUGGCCCAAGGUAAAAAAGGCCAAGAUAGCGACUUUGAAGAUCUGCUCACAUCCAGUUCCAUCUCCACUUUGCUGGAUGCACAAGGUUUUAGUGACCUGGAGAAAAGUCUGUCACCUACACCAGUAAUGGGAUCUCCCAGCCGUGACCCAUUUAACACAAGUGUUCCAGAAGAGUUCCACACUGGUAUCUUGCAAGUUUCGGUCCCUUCAUUAUUGCCAACAUCUAAGGGCUUGGAAAUUUCCGAAAAAGCAAAAUUGCCUCAACCAGAGACUUCGUUUGAAGAGAAUGAUGGAAAAAUAAUCCUUGGUGCUGCUGUUGAAACCCAGCCUUCUGAUAGUCUUUCAACUUCGAGUCUGCAAAAGUCCAGCAGCCUGGGCAAUCUGAAGAAAGAGUCAUCAGAUGGGGAUACAGAGUCUGUCCAGAAGCCUUCAGAGGAUAAAACUCCGGCAGAAAGCAGCCCAUUUGGAAGCCUCCCUCCAAAAGCUCCAGGACAUGAUGCCUCCAUGGAUGACAACCCCUUUGGCACUCGAAAAGCCAGAUCUUCCUUUGGGCGUGGCUUUUUUAAAAUAAAAAGUAACAAGAGGACAGCAAGUGCCCCCAACUUGGAUCGUAAACGAAGUGCCAGUGCACCCACCUUAGCUGAAACAGAGAAGGAGACAGCUGAGCACCUAGAUCUUGCUGGUGUAUCUUCCCGGCCAAAAGAUGCGCCGGGAAGUAGUCCCUUCCAGAUAUCUCCGCCAUCGCCAGAUUCCAAAAAGAAAUCCAGAGGUAUCAUGAAACUCUUUGGAAAACUUAGGAGAAGUCAGUCAACUACAUUCAACCCAGAUGACAUGUCUGAGCCUGAAUUCAAAAGAGGAGGAACAAGGGCAACCGCAGGGCCGCGACUGGGUUGGUCUCGAGAUUUGGGACAGUCUAACAGUGACUUGGACAUGCCAUUUGCCAAAUGGACCAAGGAACAAGUUUGCAAUUGGCUUGUGGAACAAGGCUUGGGGUCCUACCUGAAUUCUGGAAAGCAUUGGAUUGCAUCUGGCCAAACACUUUUGCAGGCUUCUCAACAAGAUCUAGAGAAGGAACUUGGAAUUAAGCAUUCACUUCAUCGAAAGAAACUCCAGCUGGCACUGCAAGCCCUGGGCUCCGAAGAAGAAACCAAUCACGGAAAGCUGGAUUUCAACUGGGUCACUCGAUGGUUGGAUGAUAUUGGUCUCCCCCAGUACAAGACGCAGUUUGACGAAGGACGAGUAGAUGGUCGAAUGCUCCAUUACAUGACUGUUGAUGACUUACUGUCUUUGAAGGUUGUGAGUGUGCUGCACCAUCUCAGUAUCAAAAGGGCUAUUCAGGUCCUGAGGAUCAAUAACUUUGAACCAAACUGUCUGCGGAGGCGGCCAUCUGAUGAGAAUAGCAUCACCCCAUCAGAGGUUCAGCAGUGGACCAACCAUCGUGUGAUGGAGUGGCUACGCUCCGUGGACUUGGCAGAAUAUGCCCCCAAUCUCAGAGGCAGUGGUGUUCAUGGUGGGCUCAUGGUUCUAGAACCUCGUUUUAAUGUAGAAACAAUGGCUCAGUUAUUGAAUAUCCCACCAAGUAAGACCCUCUUGCGAAGACAUUUGGCCACUCAUUUCAACCUUCUGAUUGGUGCUGAGGCCCAGCACCAAAAGCGUGAUGCCAUGGAGUUACCAGAUUAUGUACUUCUAACAGCCACUGCCAAAGUGAAGCCAAAGAAACUGACCUUCAGCAAUUUUGGGAAUCUGAGAAAGAAGAAACAGGAGGAUGGGGAAGAAUAUGUUUGUCCAAUGGAAUUGGGACAGGCAUCAGGAAGUACAUGCAAGAAAGGAUUUAAACCUGGUUUGGACAUGCGCCUGUAUGAUGAAGAUGAGUUAGACCGGUUAGAGCAGAUGGAAGAUUCAGAAGGGACAGUGAGACAGAUAGGUGCGUUCUCUGAAGGCAUCAACAAUCUAACGCACAUGUUAAAGGAGGACGACAUGUUCAGAGACUUCACCGCCCGUUCCCCCAGUGCCAGCAUCACCGACGAGGACUCCAACGUUUAAACCACGGCCCUCAAAUGAGCAUCAGGAGCCCCUCGCCUUUUCUCCACCUUCCUUCUCAAAUACUCACAGAACACAUAACAAGCAGCAGAUUGUUUACUGUCUAUUAUUCCAACUUCUCAUGUGGAAGUGGAAACCGAAAGCAGGGGGUAUGUGCCCGUUCUGAAGACGCCACGAAAAAGGAGACACUGGUGAAUGAGAUGAUAAUCGUUUUUCUUCUAUUUAAUGUACAAAUCUGUGAUAUAUUAUAUUUAAAGUAUUGCAUUUAAUAUGAGUGUUUUACCGUCGUGUUGCCAUUCCCCUUCACGGUAUGCAGGAUGUGGGAAGCAGGAAGCAGUCUGUGAAUGACUCUGUCACGUCUGCGUCCGUCCGUGUGACAGCACCACAGCCAUCAAAGCAGAGCAUCGUCUGUUUUCAAAAUCAAUAGGUGGAAUUUCUUUAAGCAUUCAAUGUGCCCGCUAAGUGCCAGCCACACCUCCCCUUGCCUCCCGUGGUCCUUUUUUAUAUAUUUUUUAAAAUAUGUGUACAUAUUUAGUACAUAGAAAAUAGAACUUUUAUCUUGUGACAUAAGGCAGAUGGUGAAAAGCAAACACAGCGAUCAGAAUUUUCAUGGACCAGCUGGUUUCAUGGAAAGGUUGGGAUGAUCUUUCCUUCUCCACAACUGAAUUGUAAUGCUGUUGAUCAUUCCAACCAAAUUAGUAUAUCUGAAAUACCCCUCCUUUGAUGAUACAUCACAAAAUUGUUGAAGAGUUAAGAAGUUCAACCUUAAUCUUGGAUCCUUUUACCUCCAAAGGAAGAACUCAAGAGACAUUUAAAUACGCUUAACUUGAAUGCAUUCAGGAGUUCCCCCAAAAUGUAGACAUAGAAAUGAUUUCUGAAGAAACCAAAACAAAACAAAAACCUUUACAGUAUUAAAGCUUCUUAUUUUCCUCUUUGCUAAAUAGUUCAUUACAUCAAAACACUGUCUACCUUAUGUUAUUAAACGUACAUUUCUCAGACUAUCAAUGAAUGAGAUUUUUUUUUAAGAAGCUGAAUAUUUGGACAUUUUGUCCCAGGGUUCAAUAAUUCUGAGCUACAACAUGAGUUUUAUAAUGGCUGUAUUGCGAUAUGAAAAUGUAGUUCAUGAUUGUUGAUCGCACAGGGCCCAAAUAUCAUUUAUCAAGAAAUAGUUGUGUUUAUCACUUUUUAAGGGGUAUUAGAAAAAUUAUUCUAUGUUUUAUUCACUACUACAUCACUUCUCCUAAUAGCCAACCUGGCAAAGACAGGUUUUCACAAACUGGCACAGGGGGAGCAGUUCCAUAUACGCCAGUGGACGUGCUUAUAAAUUCUGUUUGAAUGUCGGUUGUGUGAUCUCGCAAGCUAUUAGCAGGUUAUCAAGCUUUUCAACAAGGGCCUGUUGAACUAAAUUGCUGUUUAUUCAUUACUAAAAUGAUUUGAUGCUAAUAAUAAUCUUUUGCUCCCCACUAGUCGUUUGGUAACUGUAUUGGACUCCUUACAUAUUAGUGUUUUAUUUUAAUGCAAACAUCUGUCACCAUUUGAAAAACAGUUUCUUAUCCAAACCUGGUUAACACAAUACCAGGAGACUGUUAUAGAUGCCAAAUAUUCUUUAUUCAGGACAGUGUAACAUAACUGAUGAUAUGUGAUAAAGUUCAGAUUUUUUUGACGAUAUAUAUUUUAUUUACGAAAUGUUGUACACUGCUGGUAUUACCAUAUGAAAAGAAAUAAAGUCAAUUGAUGAUUGCCUCA